Messenger RNA from Fusarium poae, 825 nucleotides. RefSeq lists its product as uncharacterized. The coding region runs from base 1 to 825 and encodes 274 amino acids. The record is from RefSeq and is a predicted model, not a curated record. Lineage: Eukaryota; Fungi; Ascomycota; Sordariomycetes; Hypocreales; Nectriaceae. The transcript has a single exon.
AUGGAGUCACAAGAAAUUAAUUCUGGCUUGUGCAUGCGUCUUACUACUCUAUUUCUUUACAAGCUUAAUAAAAUAUCGUGUUUGCGCCGUCUGCGGAAACAUCCAGGACGCAUUCUGCUAGUCUCAUCCAAGCUCUGCAUCAAGGCAACGGCCUUCACAACACUGGCAGAGGCAAACGCUAUGCUAUUCGUGGCACGAAACACAUCUGUGCCGGUCCCAAAGGUGUACUGCAGCUUCAAACAUAAGGACCGUACGUACGUGCUCAUGGAGAGAAUCGCAGGCCAAGACCUGGCGCAAGGGUGGACACAAAGGUCAGAGGAGUCCAAGGCACGGAUUCUCGCACAACUCAAGAUAAUAACGGCGGAACUACGCAGUAUUAUCCCCCCAGAUGGUAUCGGCGUUGCCAACGUAGAUGGAGGCCCGAUCUUCGAUCAACGUCUUCCUGACAAAUCCUUCUGGGGCCCCUUUGCAACAAUCCAAGACUUCCAUCGAGAACUACGCCAUGGACUUGAACUCGGAGACAAUGAAGAAGCUUUUCCAGGUCUACGGGAACUUAUCGAAUUUCACAACGGGCCAUGGCAGAGACCAGUUUUCACCCAUGGUGACCUUAGCAGUCUUAAUAUCAUGGCGGUGGACGAUAAGGUUACUGGUAUUGUGGACUGGGAGUCAGCGGGGUGGAUGCCGCCGUACUGGGAGUACACGACAGCCUGGAAUGUCAAUCCACGCAAUGUCUUCUGGCGGGACGCCGUUGAUGGGUUUCUUACGCCUUUACCACAUGAAUUGGAAAUGGAAACGAUACGUCGGCAAUACUUUGGCGAGUUCUAG